AUUCCAAAAAACGCUAAGUACAUGUACACAUUGUCGUUUGUUGUUCAUAUUUCGAUUUGUUCUUUGGCUUGACCUUAUUCAUCAUUUGAUUGGCCAUUGAAUCUUGUGAAACUACUUUGGUAUUUGGUGUGUGCUACCAUUCCUCAAAAUGAGCGAAAAGGAAACAGAAGCCGGUGCACCGAAGCGGCAAAAAUUAUCACACGAAAUGGAACAAGGUCCAAAUCAAUUGUCAAUCGCUGGCCCAUCGAAUGAACAGCCACCGCCGAAAAUAUUCAAAUUGGACGUGGACUGCUUUGAUGAGAUAUUCGAGUAUUUGUCACUGAGAGACCUGAACUCUUUCGCUCUAACAUGCAAGACAAUCCAUAAAGUGACCGGUGAAUUCUUCAAGCGCAAUUAUUCCGAUAGUGAAUUGCGUAUAAAGGGAUAUAGACUCAAGUUAGAUAGGUUUAAUGGUGAUUUAACAUUCAAUCAAUUUGUUUCAAAACUCACUUUAGAAGGAUUUAAUCGCAAUUCCAUAUAUAGUCCCGAAGCUCUGCUCUAUGUUGCGUUGCACCCCAACGAAUUCAAAUCCAUCAACAAAUUGACUUUGGAUAUGGUACAAGUUGAUACAAUGACGGUAGACGUAAUUAAAAGUUAUUUUUCAAAACUCGAAUCGCUGAAAAUAGCAGGAACUAUGGUUAGAGUGAACUUAUAUGAUGCGAUAUUGAAAUUCUGCACGAAUCUGAAGCGUCUUCAAUUAGAUAAAAUACCUUACGAAUUCGAUGAAGAUGAAGAAAUAACAGAUUCGGAUUCAUGGAUACGCCAGAAAUACCCAAAACUCACUCAUUUUUGGCUAUCGAUGAUUCCCUCAAUACACGAUUUGGACAUUUUCUUCCAGAACAAUCCCAGCAUUAAAGUUUUCAAUACACUUGCAGAAGAAAUUCUGUCCCACCAAAAUGAAAUCAUCAAUUUAAAAGUGCAACUGGAUGUUUUCAAAGUAUAUAUUAACAAUGAAGAUUAUGUAAAUAUACCAUUCUUUGAGUUAUUGAAUCAACUGCAUGAGCAAAAAGUUUACAAGCGCCUGGGUAUAUUUGUGAUAACACAGAACUACACAGAAAUGUUUUUCGAUAAACUCCAAGUCUGUUUACCUUUACUUCGUGGCCUCAAACAACUGCGAAUUUGUGCUGGUUUUGAAAUACCUGAUUUAUCCAGUUUACCCGAUUUGCCUAAUUUGAAUGCGCUGGAAAUAGAAUGGGGUUCCGGUCGAUUAAAAACGAACUUGAUUGCAAAAAAGUUUGUCAACCUCGAGCGAUUAUACAUUGAAUAUGCAAGGUUUGAAACGGUUUUGUCUUGCAUUCAAGGAUUACCAGAACUGAAAAUGCUCAAAUUGGGCCCACAUGCCAAAACCAAAAAUUUGAAAUUGAUCACGUUGAACAAGGAGCGCAUAAAAUUGCUUGGAGCUCACAAAGUCACAAUCUACGUUCCAGAUUCAGUAUUCCUUUACAGUAAAUGGAAGAUUGGAAACGGAAACACAAACUUACAGAUGAUUGAAAUGAAACGAUUUGCAUCGUGCCCAUGGGAUAAUGAUUAUAAUUGGAGUUGUCUUAACAGCAAAAAUUGAAUAUCAAGCCAUCGCUAUAGCAUACGUUCAUCUACACAAUAAGGUUUUCUAUACAUCGAACCACAUACAUUUUUCUACCAUCUAUGUUGAAGACUCAUUGAGCGUAAAUAAUAAAUGAAUUAGUUCAAACAAAAUUCGAAACCUAAAAUUAAUGAAUAAAUAAAAAGAAUUACAUUGGUAAUCCCGAACUUUUCCGUACCGUUGGCCUGCGUUGUUCGUAUGUACUUUUGGUUAUUUUUUGUGAAUUUUCUUGAAAUAAAGGCAGUGAAAAUAUAAUAAUAAAAAUAAAGUGAAAAAUCGGUCACUUUAACUAAAACUUCGACAAAUUUGUAUGAGUGGUACCCGUAAACCGAUUCUCAUUGGCUUUAAACUUUCUGAGGUUUAAUUUUUUGAAGAAAAAAUAGGAUUCUGAUUGUUGAUUGCAUGUGCAGAAGUUUGGUUUUUGGCCCUCAAUUUUUUCCAAGAAAAUUUCGACAAAAAUUUAGGACAAAAAAUCAAACUUCUGCAAAUGCGAUCAACAUGAAACUUUCAGAAUCUUAUUUUUUCUCCAGAAAAUGAAACCUCAGAAAGUUUGAAGCCAAUAAGAAUCGGUUUACGGGUACCUCUCAUACAAAAUUGUCCAAAAAACGGUAUUUUAGUUAAAAUUUCAAAAAAUUUGUAUGGGAGGUACCCGUAAAUCAAUUCCGAUUGGUUUCAAACUUUCAGAAUCCUAUUUUUCUCAAAAAAUGAAAUCCCAGAAAGUUUGAAGCCAAUCGGAGUCGAUUUACGCGUACCUCUCAUACAAAAGUGUCAAUUUUUUGAGGUUUUUCUUAGGGCAAGUACCCCAGGAUCAAAUCGAAAAUGGCUCAUCUUCGAACUUAAACUAAGUUUAUUGGGUACAAAAUUUUUGGGACUUUCAGAUUCUGAUUAUCUCAAUUAUUUUUUGAGUUAUCGUGUUAACAAACAGCUACGACAACGACGACAACGACGGCACACGAACGGAAAAUUGUCUCAAAAAGUGGUUUUCUACGCGUUUCAUGAGUUUUUAUGAUGAUCUAAGCUAAUUUUGCGAAAAAAAAGUUUUCGGGACCAAUUGCUAUACUUUCCCUUUGACACGUUGUGUACGGAAAAGUAAAAGGCAUUAAUUAGACAGCGGAGACACACAUUGCGUAAAAAAUACUGAUAAAAACGAAUAAUUACACUAUUUUGAUAAAUUGAACUAAGAAAAGUAUUGUUGUCAAGCAAGUUAAAUUAUAAAAAGUUAUUUCUAGUAGUUUGGUCAUUUUGAAUUUAAAAAAAAAACUCUAAAAUUUAAAUCUGCCUAGGUGUUUAAAUUGUUUUUCUUCUCUUUUCUUUCAUUUUUCAUUGGAUUGAUGAAAAUUGCAGCUAAGAUUGAAUCGAUCGAUUUGAAUUCAAAAAUUCAACCACAAAAACAAAUUUUCUAUCGCUUCAACAUUGAAACACAUUUGAAGUUAGAAGAAAAAAUAAUUUUUGCCACUUAUUAUUCGAAAUCACAGAUAUUUUGCUAUUUGAAUAAAGAAAACCAAUCGAAAAAAAAAUAAAAAAAAAAGAUGAUCGAGUCCGGCAGGAUUCGAACCUGCAAUCUCCUGAUCCGUAGUCAGGCGCGUUAUCCGUUGCGCCACGGACCCUUAUACAUAGACUGAGACAAAAUGAAAAAUGAAACAGCGAUAGAAUAACUGGAGUAAAUACAACAUGCGGUCGGCCAAAGCGAGCACAUUGUAACAUAGUGUGUUCAAGACACUGUGCUGUUAGUGGCAAAAAUAAAUUGCGACUUCGGAAUAGACCAUCGAAAUUAUCAACAUGGAUAAUAAUCAACAGAAUCGGCCUGUGUCACGUCGCGGUGAUAUUGUUCGACGACCAGGCUCCAGUACAUUUAGUCGACCGGAAACAUCAUCGAGAAAUCUUGGAUCGGCUAGGGCCACGUCAACUCGACCACCGUCAGCUAUUGCAGGUGGAACAGCAUCACGUCUAACAAGUGCAAUGCAUCACAAUCCAGCCGUAUCAAGUCAACGUAUUGGCACUGCCAUCGGUUUUGCUGAUAGUAGAAAAGUCUCUGCUCGAGUUUUGACACAGCAUGGCCUCAGUGGGAUUGGUCGAAUUGGUACAUCGACUGGUACGCGCCAAAUCAAAGAUGCGCGCUAUUGGCAGUCUCAGCUGCAGAUGAAAAUGGAUGAAAUUCGACGUGAAACGGAACGAUUGAUCAGAGAGAAGCAGAACAUGGAUCGAGAGAAAUCGGCCAAGAAAACAUUUGACAGGCGAGCUAAAGAAUCCACACGAGAGUUGACUGUUCUUCAAGCGAAACUAUCUGAUAUGAAUAUAGCGCUUGAUUCGGCGAACAGUAACAUUACACGUCAGCAAAUGAACCAAGAGACGGCCGUUUUGCGUGAACGGAAUGAAGUGUUGCAGCAGCAGCUGGAGAAGGCGUUUAGUGAGAAGCAAUCCAAAGAAGCCGUCAAUGAGAAGCUUGAAAAAGAGAUUGAAUUGGAGCGCAAUAAAAUCAAUAAGGUGAUUCAGUCAAUGAACGAAGCCGAUCAGGAGGAGUAUCGCAAAUUCGAUGAGCUGGCGCAAAAAUUGGAUGAACAAAAUAGCCAAAUGCACGAAGAAAUCAAUGGAAUGAUCAAUAAAAAGACGAAUCUUGAAACAAUUGCCAAGAGUUCAGCCGAACGAACGGAAGCUGUGCGUCUGCUGUUGAAACUCAAUGAAUUAGAAAAGAAAUUGAUGACAUCAAAAGAAGAGGAACAGAAUCGAUUGACACCGGCUCAAGAGCGUGAGAAACUCAUCAGUGAAGUACGGGAAAAUAAGCAAGCGUUAACUAGCAUUCAACAUCAAAUAAAAUUGGCCGAGGAUGCGUUGAAUGAAAAACGCGAAUUACUGCGACAAAUCGAAGACGAUCUUGAUGAAGGCAACUCAGAACGAUAUGCCAAGUAUAAAGAGCUUAAGCAUCGUGAUGAAACCAUGUCAAAGUUUAUGGAUGGUUUUAAGGAGAAUUUACAAGCCGAAACGAAUAAAAUUGAAUUGAUCAAAAGUCAAAUAACAUCGGCCAUUGAGCAAGUCACAAUGAACGGUGUGAAUCUGAAAACAUUGGGCCUGUCGAAAGCGGCCGUUGACGAUGGCAACGAUUUGACGUCAGAGCAUGGAAUGGUCAAGGAAUAUAAGCGAUUACUUGUUAUUUUGAAACAACUUCAAAUACUCAAAAAGCGCACCGCCGACCAAAUCGAAACCGCCACAAGAGACGAACUUGAAUUGCAGCGAGAGAUCGAAAAGUACUCGAACUUGAAUGCAUUACGUGCUGAAUCAGCUGAAAAGUACGAUCAAGUGUCAUCUCAAUUGGAGGAUCUAAAGCAUAAAAAACGCGUCACCGAAAGCGUUAUGCAAGAGGCACAACAGCGUAAUGAGGAAAUCAAGGAACAGUUAAAGUCUAAUGAAAACUAUCGCCAAAUCUCGCAUCUUGAAGACAGGUUGUCCGAUUUAAUUGAAGAAACUAAAGAAUCAACCACUGUAUUGGACCAACUACAGAAGGAGUACAAUCAUGACGAUGUAAUCAAUGAUGCAAAAGAGAAGCUGAAACAAAUCACUUUAUUUUUGCGUGCAAGCACACCAAAGAUGAACCCAAUCUAAAGUCAAAAAAUAUCUAAAUUUUAUUUAAUACAAUUUACCAUUCUGAUUUAGGAACGAACAUUAUUUUAAGUAAAAAAAAUUGACAAUUGAAUGAUGUGUUUCUUGCAUUAAAAUCUCACGCACAAUUUGGAUUAUUCGAUUGUUAUGUUAUAUGCUACUUAAAAAUAUAAAAAGUUGCGUUUAUCGCAAUUAUCUAUGUUAUGUGCAAGCUUGCCACUGGUAGGCUGUUUCAGCUAUUUUCAGCUGUUUUAAAAAUCGUAGUUAUGGUCGGCUUUUUCGUCGAAAAUCAGCUUUUCUCAGCUAUUCAAUUUUUUGAUGGAAAUUGAAAGAAAUAGGGGUGCUAGAACGCAAAGUAACCAACAUGAAUAAUCAAAAUAACUUGGAAAUGAAAGAAAAAACAGUUUCUGACUAUACCGAUGAAUGCGUUUGAUUCAUCUUACAAACAGAUAAUAAUAGCCCGCUAUAGAAUGACUUGUUCACUAACAUAGCGAAGAUUUCUGAAUUUCUUUGAAACUGUCAAAAAUCAAUGCAUAUAACGAUUCGAAUAAAAAUCAGUAUUCUACGCGAAAUUUCAUAUGAUUGAGUUUAGUUGUCUUUCAGGAAUGAGUUCAAAAAUAAGAAAAUUCUGUCCAGACCGGCUCGAUCAGUUCAGUU
Molecule: messenger RNA, 5872 nt
Organism: Sitodiplosis mosellana (orange wheat blossom midge)
Lineage: Eukaryota; Metazoa; Arthropoda; Insecta; Diptera; Cecidomyiidae
Product: centromere-associated protein E-like
Exons: 9
Coding region: 3401-5218 (605 amino acids)
Biological process (GO): cilium assembly; intraciliary transport involved in cilium assembly
Cellular component (GO): centrosome; intraciliary transport particle B; cilium
Molecular function (GO): beta-tubulin binding
Source: RefSeq, a predicted model, not a curated record